This is a messenger RNA of Danio aesculapii, 1653 nucleotides long. RefSeq names its product hyaluronidase-3-like. Gene Ontology annotation, cellular component: acrosomal vesicle; cytoplasm. The transcript has 4 exons. The coding region runs from base 85 to 1374 and encodes 429 amino acids. NCBI's taxonomy places the organism in Eukaryota, Metazoa, Chordata, Actinopteri, Cypriniformes, Danionidae. The record is from RefSeq and is a predicted model, not a curated record. Gene Ontology annotation, molecular function: N-acetyltransferase activity; acetyl-CoA binding; hyalurononglucosaminidase activity. Gene Ontology annotation, biological process: protein acetylation; carbohydrate metabolic process; hyaluronan catabolic process.
CUGAGGCGCUGUUUGAUCUACUUCACCAGAAGAAGAGGGAGAUUCAAAACAGCUGCUGUGCCAGCGAUAAAGUUUUCAGCAUGCAUGCUUUUGGGAUCCUCUGUUCCCCAUCCCUUCCUCACCUUAGCCCUGUCAAUCAUGUUCAAUCCUGUUCUGAAUAUGGUUGAGGGGAUGGAGUCUGUUGUUGGGAGGCGUGGCUUUCAAGUGAUCUGGAAUGUACCAACAGCUCGGUGUCAGCGUCGAUAUGGAGUCUCCCUGCCACUUCAGCAGUACAACAUCAUACACAAUUCACACCAGAGAUUUCAGGGUCAAAAUAUGAGCAUAUUUUAUCAGCGCCGCCUGGGCCUCUACCCCUACAUCAGCCAUGAAGGGGUAAAAGUCAAUGGUGGUUUACCUCAAGAAGGAUACCUGAAGGCUCAUCUAUCCCUAGCAGAAGUGGAGAUCAGGGAAAAGCUGAGGUCGAGCUUCAGUGGAUUAGCAGUGCUAGAUUGGGAGGCAUGGGAGCCUGUGUGGAAGUGGAACUUCGGGACCAGAAUUGUAUAUCGGAAACUUUCUAAAAAGCUGGUUAGGUGGGAACAUCCAGAUAUGUCUGAGGAGGAAGUAAAAUCCAAAGCAAAAGUGGACUUUGAGUUAGCAGCAAGACAGUUCAUGGAAGAGACUCUGCGCCUUGGGCUUCGCCUCUGCCCAGAGGGAUUAUGGGGGUUUUAUGGAUUUCCAAGUUGCUAUAACAACAAUGGCCAAGGACAGAACGGGUACACGGGGAAGUGCCACAAUGGCACAGAAAUUUUAAAUGAUAGACUGGGGUUUCUAUGGCAACAAUCCACCGCACUGUAUCCAAGCAUUUAUUUGUGGCGUAAACUGGCCGGACACCCACACGCUCAGCUAAUGGUGAGACACCGUAUACUAGAAGCCCUCCGAGUGGCUUCUCAGCAUUCACCUGGCAGUGAACCACUUCCUGUACUUCCCUACACCCGAGUGGCAUUCAUUCACUCAUUGACGUUUCUGAAUCAGACAGAUUUGGAGCACACACUUGGUGAGAGCGCAGCUUUAGGUGCCGCGGGAGUUGUGUUAUGGGGUGAACUGAGUUUUGCUAAAUCCAAGCAUCAGUGCACUCUCUUGCAUGAUUACCUGAGCUCAGUAUUAGGAGAGUAUAUCACCGCACUGCGGGCCGGAGUGAGGAAUUGCAGUGAGAGAUUGUGUAACGCCCAGGGACGCUGCUCUCGAUGGGACCCUCACUCACAUCACAUGAUUCCGCUAAAUGGUGCCCAUGAUGCCCUUUCUCUCAGUGACAUGAGGUCAAAGUUCAAGUGUGUCUGUUAUGAAGGAUGGAGUGGAGAAAAGUGUGAGCGUAGAAUUUCUGAAGAACAGGUGUGAUGCCUGGAUUUCAUGUCUGAUUAUAAACAAAGAUGUGUUCGAAAAAUCAGAGAAAAGGCAAAAGUACAAGACUGUACUAACAGAAACACUCCACUUUCUUGUAAAUAGGCUCAUUUUACAAGUGCUCUACAGUUAAACAGUUGAGUUUUACCAUUUUUGAAUUCAUUCAGUCAAUGUCUGGAUUUGGCGGGGACACAUUUAGCUUAGUUUAGUGUAAAUCAUUAAAUUGGAUUAGAUUAUUAGCAUCUCGCUCAAAAAAAAGAGUUUCUAGUUGUGAAU